Messenger RNA from Daphnia pulex (common water flea), 1976 nucleotides. RefSeq names its product coiled-coil domain-containing protein 174-like. The transcript is spliced from 8 exons. The record is from RefSeq and is a predicted model, not a curated record. Lineage: Eukaryota; Metazoa; Arthropoda; Branchiopoda; Diplostraca; Daphniidae. Gene Ontology annotation, cellular component: nucleus. The coding region runs from base 190 to 1926 and encodes 578 amino acids.
GCUUAACAGGACUAAAGGUGUGAUUGGUGUAAUUUUUUAUUUUGGAGGAAGGACGAGCACGGUUGAGGACAAAAAUCGCAGAAAUUGAUGGCGCUUCUGAUACCACAACAAAUGUCACUAACGUGUGGAACGUUUUCAGUAAAUUUGGAUUUCUCAUAUCUGUGUUUUUAAACGUUCGAAGUAUUAAUCAUGGAUUCUGAAAUUAAAAAAGGUCCCAAAAAGAUUGAAAUAUCAUCGAGUUCACUGGUUGCAUUGAAAGCUGAAUUAUUGAACAAGCAAAGUCAAGUUCAAAAGGUAAAAACCGACGGUUUUAAGACUAUCAGAAAUCGCCCAACUAAAAAGGUGGUUUUAAAACAAAACAGUGGUGUGGAACUAAGAGCCAAACGUGAUGAAGAACAGAUAGCAGAAGAUCAGCCAACUUUAGACAAGUCACGACUUAUACUGGAGGAGAAAGCAAAAUUGUAUGAAAGACUUUCGAGAGACAAAGCACUUUUACAAGAGGACACAAUUUCUGAAGAUCAGUCUGUUUUUCUUGUAGAUUUUCAACAAAAAGUUGUUGAAAACACCAUCAAAGAGAAACGAGCACAGAGUUCAAAACAUAGCAAAACGCCAAGAAGAGAAAGUUCUUCAUCCGAUGAUGAGGCUGCUGGAGAGGAAGAAUAUGCCACCACCAACCCUGAGGAGGAAUGGGUUGACUAUGUAGACUCAUUUGGGAGAACUAGAAGAUGCUUAAAAAAAGAUCUUACAGUUUUUCAAAAGCAAGAUGCAGAACUAAACAAACAACCAGUUGCUUCAACAACAUCUGUGUCGUAUGGGAAUUUUGUUGCAGCUAGUGUACAAGUCAGCAAUGAAGAGCCAAGCAUACUGUCCUUAGACGAAGAAGCCCGAAAACGUCAGAGACAAGUGUGGGAAGAAGAGGAAGAGAAAAAUAGGGAUAAAUCCAAGGUCCACUACCAAGACAUCCUCUAUCAAGAGGCUCGACAGCAUGGCGUGGGUUUUUACUCGUUUUCCAAGGAUGAAGAGGAACGUGCAAAGCAGAUGGAGGAGCUGGAAAGAAUUCGAAAAUUGACGGAGGCGGCCCGAGCACAGACAACUCAAACAUCAGCAGAUAAACAAUCAGCGUUGGAGGCGCGAUUAAAGAAAGUUCGGGAUCGCAAACGGCAAAAAUUGGGCUUACCUCCUUUGAGUAUAAGAAAAGAACAUCCUAAACGUCUGCCCACACCUCCGGAGCCUGAAGCCCCGCCCACUACUGACAGCGCAAAGGAAGCGGAAGAUAACUUGAGAAAGUCGGCAGCUCGAGGAUUGCCUCAAUCUGCCAAAAUCAGACCUUGGGAUUUUGGCAAAGAAGGUGUCCCCAAGAAACCUGUUAUGACUCAGAGCAGCUGGGUCGAGAAGAAACGGGAGGAACGAAAGGAAGAAUUUGCACCUCCUUCCGCUUUCACGGAGAGUACCGAUACGUCAAGGCCGAGGAAGUUCGCUAAGCAUCAAGAUCCAAUUAUAAAAACGGAGCCAGUGAUCAGCGAGGAUUCUAUUAUUUCUGGAUUGGCUUUCAUGAAGCAGAUGCAAUUUCCCAGCAGGUCUGGCGUACAGCCAUCGCCUCCCAAUAGAUAUGAUGGGAAAAAAGACGUCGUUGAAGAAGAAGAAGAAAACGACGAUGAUUUAAUGCCUCCUGGGGAGACGGACGAACCCCACGUAGCAGAGCCUUCAUCUAGAUGGCGAUCAGUGCCAAGUCGAGGAGCUGAAAUUGCACCACCCUCCUCCAUGGACUAUUACAACAACUCGUCAGCACGAAGAGGCGUGUCUAGCCACCGGACGGAUGUAUCACAGUCAUUCAGUGUAGGUAUCAACCAACGGAAAAAUGCUGGUGAUGACAACUCGUCACCAGCGAAAGGAGCGACUCGUCCCAAGUGGGAUUUUUCUCAAUAAGACAUUGGACACCAUAUGCUUGCUCACAAUAUACUACACCACAAAUUGUC